GUUUCCUCAGCCAGUUUGCUGACCUGUGGGAUCUGUCAGGCUUCCGGCCAGAUCUUCAUCAGCCCAGACUCACUCACAGGAGUGGAGAGGUACCGGACCAUUCUGACCCUAGAAAACGUCCCAGAAGAUGUCCUGGAGUACAGCUGGUACCGGGACACGGACAACAGUACAGAAAACAUGAUUUUUAGCUAUAAACCUCCCAAUACCCGACACCCUGGACCCUUGUACACUGGUCGUGAGAACGUGACCCGCGCGGGUAGCCUGGUGAUCAGGAGGUCAGCACUGAAUGACACGGGCCACUAUACCGUCGAGGUGGACACCGGCAACGGGACUCAAAGAGCGACUGGCUGGCUCAAGAUUCUAAAGUUGGAAAGCAACCCAGGCAUCUCAGCCAAUGCUUCAGCCAAUGCCAGUGUCCUGGUGGAAGGCAUGGAUUCCGUGGUUGCCAAAUGUCUUACCAACUCCUCCAACAUCAAGUGGUAUGUGAAUUCUGUACCAACUUCAGGCAAUAACCGCAUGACAAUUUCCCUGGACGGCAAGACUCUGGUCAUCCACAGGGUCAGUCGCUAUGACCGCAAUCUUCAGUGUGCCAUAGAAGAUUUCCCAGAAAUACUUCAGAGGAGUGAGGAGAUACCGCUGAGUGUGGCCUAUGGGCCAGACUAUGUAUCACUGUGGACCCAGCCCGAUGUCUUCAAUGGUGUGCUGACUGCUGUUCCUGGCUCCACUGUGCAGCUGGAAUGCACCUGUUUCUCCAGGCCAGACCCCAAGUACCACUGGAUCCAUAAUGGCUCCCUCCUAAGUGUCUCAGAGGAGAACAUGACCCUCCCUAGUCUGUCCUGGGAGCAAAUGGGCAGUUACCGGUGUAUUGUGGAGAACCCGGAGACCCAGCUGGCCUUCUACAGGGAGGUCACCAUCCAGCCACCUCUUUCCAGGCCACUGCCUGCUGUCCACAGAGAGUUCUCCAUUUCAGGAUCCUUGGUAAUAUUUCUCAUCAUAUUGGCAUCCCUGGGCAGUGCCUACAUCUGUGGAAUCCUGGUCUACACCCUGAUUAUAUUUUGCUCCAUCAGGAGGAACCGGGCAUAAGAGUUCACGGCAGACCUAGAGGCGAGCUCAGCCUAGCAAGGAGGUGAGGGAGAGAGACAAGAGUGAGUUUCCCAUGGGGACCAGCUGAAUUGGACCAUCACAGGGUGUCUCCUGGGGAGGGAGCCAGCCAGUCUCAGUGAACCGAAGAAAUCAAGCCUUCUAGGUGAACUGGAAGACUCUAUAUGGGACCUGGAUGAGGGUUGACAUCAUAGGUAGCCUGGCCAUUAGCAGCACCAUCUGCCAA
Peromyscus eremicus (cactus mouse) is the source of this 1327-nucleotide messenger RNA. RefSeq names its product CEA cell adhesion molecule 18 (gene Ceacam18). Lineage: Eukaryota; Metazoa; Chordata; Mammalia; Rodentia; Cricetidae. The record is from RefSeq and is a predicted model, not a curated record. The annotation marks the transcript as partial. The transcript has 6 exons.